Messenger RNA from Poecilia latipinna (sailfin molly), 1210 nucleotides. It is a transcript of the gene yrdc, whose product is annotated as yrdC N(6)-threonylcarbamoyltransferase domain containing. The record is from RefSeq and is a predicted model, not a curated record. Gene Ontology annotation, biological process: regulation of translational fidelity. Lineage: Eukaryota; Metazoa; Chordata; Actinopteri; Cyprinodontiformes; Poeciliidae. Gene Ontology annotation, cellular component: cytoplasm. Gene Ontology annotation, molecular function: nucleotidyltransferase activity; tRNA binding; double-stranded RNA binding. The coding region runs from base 103 to 906 and encodes 267 amino acids. The transcript has 6 exons.
AAUUUAGAGGCGUAACCCGGAAAAUCUCUGUCAUUGCAUCAGGCGUCAACAUGCUCCUGGUUGGUGGAAUAACACGCUUGUGUUUCAGUUUAGCUUGAUUUUAUGCGUUCGUUUGGAUUUGUCGCUGCUGGAUUGAUCAAAUAUAGAGGAUCGCACUGUUCAGCGGUCGCUGGUCGACUCGGAACCGACAUGUGUAAAGAACCGAAGACUAAACUGCUCCGCUUAUACCCGCCAACCUCCAACGGGCCGACGGUUCAUCAAGAGACCCAAACAGAUGACUCUGAAGUCCUGAGCUGCACAGUGAAGGCUCUGAAAGACGGUCACAUUGUCGCCGUGCCGACAGACACCAUCUACGGCCUGGCGUGUUUGGCCCAAAACUCUGAGGCUGUCAAAAAAAUCUACGAAGUGAAAGAACGGAACGGACAGAAGCCGCUGGCGAUCUGUGUUGGAGAAAUUCAGGAUAUCUAUCAGUACUGUAAGGUGAAGGUGAAAGAGGGUCUUCUAGGUGAUUUACUGCCUGGUCCUGUCACUCUUGUGUUUGAAAGAUCUGGAAAGCUGAAUACAAAUCUCAAUCCUUUUACUUCACUUGUAGGCGUUCGUAUUCCUGAUCAUGCCUUUAUGAGGCGCCUCUGCCAGAUGUGUGGGGAACCACUGGCACUGACAAGUGCCAACAUCAGCUCGACGACCAGCACAGUGGAAGUACAUGAGUUCCAGGAGCUCUGGUCAAAACUGGCUGUGGUGGUGGAUGGAGGACCAAUAGGAGACGAGACCCGGCAAGGGUCAACUGUGAUUGAUCUGUCGGUAUCUGGUAAAUACAAAGUCAUCAGACCAGGCUGUGCCCUUUCUGCCACGCUUGACGUGUUGGAGCACAAAUACGGACUGUCAGAGAACUCAAAGGAGGAAUGACCUUUAGACCCUACGCACUCCAAACGCACGCUAAUACGCACAACCGGUUCUGACCCGAAGAAACUCAGGAAAGUAAGAAUAUGAGAGCUGGACAUUCCCAUGGAAAACAAAAAAUGUAGGAAAAACCUGAGUCUGUCAUCGCAGAUGGUGGCUCUCUUCUCAAACUGAGAGUUGCUUUUUCUUUUUGCAUUUUAUUUUUUUGUUUGUUUUUUGCUUAACCACUGAUCAUGAUGUGGUGUAGAGGUUCAACAUGUCUCGGUUUAGUUUAUUCAGGAAUUCAAUAAAUUAAGUAAGCUGAAUCUUC